GUACCCGAGGGCAGCUCGGCGCCCGGCUCAGGGGCGGUGGGAGGACUCGCGCUUUCCUUUCACUUUCUCAGGUCGCCAAACCCGACACCUGGGGACUGAACCAGACCUCCCACCACGCCGGCCCGGCAGGAGGAAGGCAGGGCGCAGGGCCGGGAAAGAAAACGAGCAUAAAGUCAACAUUACCUGCCGGCAGAGGUGCAUUCUAGAGGCAGGAGCCAUGCAGUUCUCUAGUUCCUCCAGGGGAGCAGAUGAGAAUUUUGACUAUUUGUUCAAGAUCAUCCUCAUUGGGGAUUCCAAUGUGGGCAAGACGUGUGUGGUGCAGCAUUUCAAAUCUGGGGUCUACACAGAGACACAGCAGAACACGAUUGGGGUGGACUUCACCGUGCGCUCCCUUGAGAUCGAUGGCAAGAAAGUGAAGAUGCAGGUGUGGGACACAGCAGGCCAGGAGCGUUUCCGGACCAUCACUCGGAGCUACUACCGUAGCGCCCACGCCGCCAUCAUCGCCUACGACCUCACCCGCCAGUCCACCUUCGAGUCUGUGCCUCACUGGAUCCACGAGAUAGAAAAAUACGGAGCGGCGAACUUGGUCAUUAUGCUGAUUGGGAACAAAUGUGACCUGUGGGAGAACCGGCAUGUCCUGUUUGAGGAUGCCUGCACCCUGGCUGAGAAGUACGGCCUUCUUGCUGUUUUAGAAACAUCUGCCAAGGAGUCUAAGAACAUAGACGAGGUCUUCAUGCUGAUGGCCAGGGAGCUGAUCGCCCGCAACAGCCUGCACUUAUUUGGGGAGAGCCCUGUGAACAGCCUGGCCCUGGAUUCUAGGCCAAUCCUUGUGGCCCAGGAUCCGAGGGAAAAGACCCACUGCUCGUGCUGAAAUGUGCACGAGGCCAGCCGCAGCCAGGAGACGCCGCGUUGGACGGGGAAAGGAGCCGGAUACCGUCGUCGGCCAUGCAGCAUCUCAAACCAAAGCAGACUUGCCGCUGGUCCUUAACCCUUCCCACCCAGAUGGGGACCACUGUGCCUGGGUUCACACCCCAGGCCAGACCUGCUGCCUCUGAGCAAAGCCACAC
This is a messenger RNA of Neogale vison (American mink), 1067 nucleotides long. RefSeq names its product RAB19, member RAS oncogene family (gene RAB19). The record is from RefSeq and is a predicted model, not a curated record. Gene Ontology annotation, cellular component: trans-Golgi network. The coding region runs from base 218 to 871 and encodes 217 amino acids. The transcript has 4 exons. Gene Ontology annotation, molecular function: GTP binding; GTPase activity. Lineage: Eukaryota; Metazoa; Chordata; Mammalia; Carnivora; Mustelidae.